This is a messenger RNA of Lachancea lanzarotensis, 1308 nucleotides long. It is a transcript of the gene HFI1, whose product is annotated as LALA0S02e08196g1_1. The record is from RefSeq and is a predicted model, not a curated record. Gene Ontology annotation, biological process: regulation of transcription by RNA polymerase II. NCBI's taxonomy places the organism in Eukaryota, Fungi, Ascomycota, Saccharomycetes, Saccharomycetales, Saccharomycetaceae. The transcript has a single exon. Gene Ontology annotation, molecular function: transcription coactivator activity. The coding region runs from base 1 to 1308 and encodes 435 amino acids. Gene Ontology annotation, cellular component: SAGA complex.
AUGUCCAUGGUUCAGUCUCCAAACGCUAAUGGAGGGCCAGAUAGCAGUUCUAAGGAGUCUGGAGCUACUCCAGGUGUCAAUUUUUCCAAAAUGACACCUUCUUCGGCAAACAGUGGAGCCCAAACUGCGGCUAGUAAUACUACCAAUAGCCAAGCAAUGCGUUUGAAUAUGGAGUCAAUGGUAGAAGCUUUCACCGAGGUGUUAGGAAAAGAUAAUUGGAAUAAAUACGCCCAAAUCAUCAGUUUGUUUAUCUUGGGCAAACUGUCCAGGAAAGAGCUAGUAAACGAAAUUGACCUUAUAUUCAGCUUUCCACGAGAGUCCGCUAGGAACUCCAAAUCUUCUCAAAAUGCCUUGAGCCAUGCAAACCUGAUACGAAUGCACAAUCAGCUCCUGCUUGCGAUCCUGGCAAACUCGUUGCGGGAAAUGCCAACGGGGGAGUCAAAUGAAGGUUCAUGGGGCUUCAACAACGGUUCUUCCAACGCAAGCAAGAAAAGAUCAAACAAGCACAACUCACAAAUUGACACUUAUAAGAAGAUAGUGAUGUCACUGCCGACUGAAGAUAGAAGUAGACUGAAAGCUAUCACCAAAGAAGCGGGCAAACGUGGUUUCGUGUUAUGCUCCGUGCUGCAAGCAAGACUCAACACCAUUCCUAAGAUACCGAUAGUAACAAACCCGGAAACUCUGAAAAGGGUAAAAGCCAGCAACUUGAAAACGCCUCUAGAGUGGUCUCAGGAAAUCGUUAAUGGAUUUUCAGCACCUUUGGCAACAGAAAGUUACUCUUUACCCGAUAAUGAUUCUCUGUAUCUCCGAAUGAUCAGUUUAGCACGCGAGCAUGGACUGGUAGGUGCUGUCGAUGGUCGUUGUGUCGAAAUCAUGACCCUGGCUCUUGAAAACUACCUCAAAAAUGUGGUUGAGUCCGCAAUCGACACUGUACGCUACAGACGAAAAUAUCAUUCUGAUUACUAUGACUUGAAUGACGAAGGUUUUUACAAGGGUGUUACAAGUAAUGAUGAAGACGAAGUUUUCGAAGAUGGUGAACCAAUCCAUGAUAUAAGGUCGAUAUCGAAUGUGGAAAUGUCGGAAACCCUGACCAUCUAUCCAAAUCUGGUAGCACCAACUGGUGCUCAGCUGGACCUGAAUAUGUGCGGAUUAACGAACGACGACGAACUUGUCGAAAUGAAGAGUAGUAUCGAUGAUCUGCCGGAGUUUCUUGAAGAAAAGCCAAACUUCACACCUGUCGACGAUAAGAAUGUGGGCAGCGGAGAAGAGCUAAAAUGGUUGAUAAGGCAAAUUCUCACCAAGGAAUAG